Molecule: messenger RNA, 4343 nt
Organism: Phanerochaete carnosa HHB-10118-sp
Lineage: Eukaryota; Fungi; Basidiomycota; Agaricomycetes; Polyporales; Phanerochaetaceae
Exons: 13
Coding region: 99-2975 (958 amino acids)
Biological process (GO): regulation of transcription by RNA polymerase II
Cellular component (GO): mediator complex
Molecular function (GO): transcription coregulator activity
Source: RefSeq, a predicted model, not a curated record
CGACAAGCUGGAUUGCACCGCAAGGCAGUAUAAGACGCGAGUCUCGUUUUCUCCCUCACUCAGCACUCACAGAAUUGACGCAACGUCGUGCAGUUCUGAUGUCUUUUAGCGAGCUGACGAGGAACUCUUUCCAGAGUGGAAUAUCCGCGGCGAAACGAUGGUGCUCGCAGUGGCUCAGCCUAUGCAAGUUGUUCGUGUCCAAACAUCUCACGCAGGUGUCACAUCAGGACGUUGAAUCCGCAUUGAGUAACUCUGUCCUGGCUCUCUUUAGAAACUACCCUGGGGAUCCAGCGCUGAACGCAUACCUGCAGUAUACCAUCCAGGAUGGUAUACUUUCACUCGCGACCUUCAUUUCUACCUUCCUGUCGGCGGCGAGGUCGUUGGAGCUUCAAAACGUGUCGACACUAGACAUGCUCUGCAGGCUAGCACUGGAAUGUCACUACUCCUCCGGCAUGCCUCCAAUAGGUUCCGUCGUAUCGUUUACUCAGCCUUUACCCGUGGUAUUCAGCACGGUCCUGGAUGCUACUGCACUGUUAAGAAUCGCGCACACUCUGCCCCAGACCCACCUCCACCAGUUGACAAACUCUGCUUCGGAACUCUUGAUCCUGCUUUUAUCAACUGUCGGCGAUGUCUCACAGAUACCUACACCACUGGGGAUCAUGUUCCUACAAGACAUGGCCGAAAUGACACCUGCUGGUUUCCGCCUUUCUCCAGCGACAAGACAUGUGUUAGAUCAAUUCACGUUUGCUCUUCACAAUGCGAUCGGCGAUGACGCAGCGCGCGAAACUCAGAUGAUGCACACACUCCAAUUGACUUUUGGGAAAGGCGAUGCCGUCAGCGGAACCUCUAGCGGCAAAGAUAUAAUCACUUGUGGUCUACUCUUGCACAAUCUCGUUACCCAUCGAGCUAGUCAUUUCGGGUCAGGAGAUGGCCGUCGGGCUAUCGUCCUUCUGGUUGCUCUCGUACGCUGGACUGCUUGGACACCAGCAACAUUCUACACGCAGUUGAUGCAAUCCGCGGUCGCCUGCUUCUCCCAAGCCACUUCACAUUCUAGCAGCCGGACUGCUGCACUAUGGCGGGCAUUCAUAGUGGGUCGGCUGCCUCAGCUGUUGUCUAUGUUCGAGAAGUCGGUCGAUCUGGACGGUACUUCCGAAGCUGAUUGGCGCUCAGCCAUGCAGAUAGCAGUUACUUCUCUGUUCCAGCGAGCAGAUCUGCUGAGUAGAUGUGACAGCGUUUAUUGCCACCCAUCUACAGAGCAGAAUAAUCACAGCCACAAUAGUCAACAUAAUCCAGGACAGCCUUUUAUGACAGAAUUGCUGCACCAGCUGUUGGCCGUCGGUUUGCUCGAGCAAGCGGUGGUUUCAAGCUUUAAUCCAAACCUUCAGAACGAUUUCCACUCUCGUAUGCAAACGGAAGCUCAGGAGCACGGAUCCGACCUAGAGUCGUAUCUGGAGUCGCGCUUCAGCACGGACAUGAAUGUCGACGACGCUAUGCCCAUACUCGAGAAGAUAUGGAAAGAUCCAUGUAGCCACGCGGCGUUUGCUGACAUAGCCAAAAAGCGCUUCAAGUCGUACUCGUCUUCAAAUGACAUUGAAUCGCUCGGCCACAUGUGCAAGAUACUUUAUUCCCAUGAGCACUCCCUCGAGAUUCUGUCACUUCAUGUCACGAUACAAGAUUUACUGUCCCGAGCCCUCGCUAUCGUCGAAGACUAUGACUGUGAGACUGUUGGCGAUCCACAAGCGGCUGUUAGUCACUAUGGCAAUGUCGUCUUAUUCGCACAGACGGCUCUCAUCAAAUUUAACCUCGAAAAUUCGAAGUUCACUUUGGGAGAAAGGACCUUGUCAACUGAUCUUCUCAACUCUGCAGCAUAUAUGCGUCGACCUGACGAGCUUGAGGGCGAGGACGAGGCAGCUUUUAAGAGCUGGCAGAAGACUUUAUUCGAUACCGGAAGCGAAGGUAUCGAGGAUUCAAUUCUGCGUAAUACGCGACCGCAUAGCUUGCUGCGAAUAGCCGCGACCUUACUUCUCGGUUCUAUCAAUGCAUACUCUAGCAAAAAGCUAGACAAGGAUGCCUUGUACAAUGGCGUCUCGUAUUUCCAGAGUCCUUUACUCAAUUGGACGACGGCAGGGGUGAUCAGGGCGCUCUUGCGGGAGAUUAAGCAGAGAGCUGUCGCCGUAUCACCUCACAUCGAGAUACUUCAAACAUUGCUCCAGUCACCUUCGUGUCCUGGACCCGUCUUGAGAUUAUCUGCGCACCAAGUUUUACGGACGCUUCCUCCGAAAACCACGCCGCAACCAUCGCAAUCUCCGAUGAAGGCUUUCGAUCCCAUGCUACUUCGCAAGCUGGCGUUGCAAGCAUUGGGCCUUCCAGCACCAGCAGAAGAGGACGCAGCGACAGAGCCGCCUCGGCCGCAGCCGCUUCAGAUCACCGACCCUGUGGUUCAUGCCAUACGUGGAUCUCUCAAUGAUGCCCGGACGGGUAAAGCACCCUCGCUGGACGUCGAGCGGUGUCUCCUAUUCACCAACCCGAUCAAGUUCCUGACCGUCUUUUGGAUGGAGCUCACGCUGGCGUCCGCAAUGGGCGAACUGGAAGCCCCGCGCCGCCUUGCAACGUUUGUCCUCGGCACGCCUCGAGCACCACAAUCGCCGCCGCUGCUCCCGGUAUUCCUGCACGUCGUUCUCCCGACUAUCAUUGCUUCCGCCGACAACCUCGCUCCCGCCGAACAGACCAUCAUGGUUGAGCUGAUAGUCGGCAUCAUCUCCAGUGCCUUGACCGCAGCAUUAUUCGUCGAGUGGGCACUGCUCUCGGUGUGCAAGGAGCAAAGGCUGGUGCUCGGUCAGCCGGCUUUGACGAUGGCAAGACGGCUGAGCGGGGAGCUAAGAAAAGCACACAGUCCAACUAGUACGGUGAUUAUGCAGCGCCUUGGGGCCUCCUCCUCGUUCAUGGCUAACUUUCCCACUUUCAUGACUGAGUGAGCCAAGAAUAAAGACAUAGCAGUGUUACUAAGAUACGUAACUACAGCAGGGGUACAGCGCGAUUGAUAUACACCAGUAGAGUCGGCAUCCGUACCCAUUACAGCUCUUGAAAGCGUGACACCGGUUUUAAACAUCGGGUGCCGAUGGUGGCGCUAACGUUUUUCAUGAGAUGGUGUAAUUAAAGUACGACAACUGCGACGUACGGCAACAAGCAUUUUCAGCGACGCAAGUCUGGUCUCGGGGGCAGAGGAUGAGACAACUGGUGUCUGUCGAGGUCUGACGGUGCAUUGGUGUAAGCGGGAUGAGGUAACACGUUGCCUCAGCCACUACGCACCUUCAAGUGCUCCUCAGGGGGAGAGUUACAGGCAUGAUACUCAGGCUGUAUUGUGCUCGAAUGAAUGCCACGCUCGUGCAGCGCCUUCCUUAUCUUGGCUGCAACUGGCAUGAAGUCGUGGUUACGUGAGGCCAUCACAUGUACGGAGGCCACAAUUUUGUUCUCUGACAGCUGCCAAACAUGUAACUCAUGCAGCGAGAGCACACCAUCGACCGCAAGUAUAGCAGCGCGGACUUCAUCAAGGGACACCGUUGGUGGGACACCUUGCAGCAAGAUGAACGAGGUGCUGCGUACUGUGCGAAUAGUACCGUAAGGACUGAAUGAGUCUAUGACCGCGAGGACACGCACCAAGGGGAAGAGCAGACGAGAAGAUGAUAACGGUGAUUACCAAGCUGAUGACGGGAUCGAAGUAAUACUUCCAGCUCCAGUGGCUAAGCCAGAUAACGAGACCUGUAGCGAUAACGCCAACGUUCCCAAGAGCGUCGCCAAAGACAUGUAGCAGAAGUGCGCGCAUGUUCAUCGACCCAUGACCAUGACCGGGACCGGCAGAAUGCGAGUGGUCUUCAUGCAAAGAAUGCGGGACCGAUUCAGAGGACGGACUUGACGUGAGCAGAGGAGUGCGUUCGUCUAAACGAGAAGGAGACGAGAUUGACUCUACGGGCAUGUAAGACGCAGAACUGACUGCCAUCGCAUCGUCGCGGUGAUCUUCGUGCUCGUGGCCUGCAGCUCUCGAUCGGGACCGACUACCGCGAGAGAGCUUCUUGCUUGGUAUGGUUGGAGAGCCUGCUUGUGCAAUUUCCUGAGCUGCUUGGACCAUAGAUUGCCUAGUAGCUGCGGGAUGUCCAUAAAGCGAGGAGUAGGAUUCGGACCGAGGACGCGACUUGCUGCGCUUCCGCACAUCUGGCGAAGUAGCUCGCGGCGUAAGGUCGGCGUCGCUACCGCUACGGCUGCGGAGGCUGGGUGUAGGAGAGGUGGACGCAAGAGAAGCGCUCAUACCGUGACCGUGGUCAUGGCUGUGUUCUAUGGGUCAAAUU